Messenger RNA from Dichotomopilus funicola, 954 nucleotides. RefSeq lists its product as uncharacterized. Lineage: Eukaryota; Fungi; Ascomycota; Sordariomycetes; Sordariales; Chaetomiaceae. Bases 1 to 954 code for a protein of 317 amino acids. The record is from RefSeq and is a predicted model, not a curated record. The transcript has a single exon.
AUGGUGCGCAACCUCCACCCGCGCAACAACCCCAACGCCCGCGUGUCAUCAUGGCUGCGCCGAAUCCCCGAUGAUCUCGAAAGUGAAGGUGACGAAACCUUGGUUAGCCCAUCGGUGUACGACCAGAGCUACCCGCGGUUGCAAAAAGACGAGCCCCGGUUUGCUAAGCUAGACUGGGAGUCGGAGGGGGGGAAGGAGGACCCGGAGGAGGACCGGCCGUACCAACAACCACAGGCACGAGCAACAGUGCCUACGAAGAAGUCAAUCCCGGCCCAUCCAAAAUUGGUACCCAAGGAGGUAUUCCAAACCACGACACUAAAACCCGCACCUCGUUCUCCGACCCGUACUCAACCACCACAACCCGGGGCUACACGACCAGAAGCAACCCCUCAACCUCAACCACCCUUGUUCAAACCUCAACCACCACCAAACCAAACCCCCAAACCCCCCCUCCCCCUCCCAGAACCCACAGCUCUCCCUUCCCCCCAAAAAGACACAACAACCACCCCCCUCCCAAUCCGCACCCAAAUCCUCACCAACUUCGCCCUCCACUGUCCCCUCUGCCAUCCCCCCCUCCCGCGUCCACUCCCGCACACUCCCUCCUCCACCGACACCUGCGCCCGCUGCGCCGCCGCUCGCUCUUACGUUUCUCGCACACACCACAGCCCUGCCUUCUUAGCGGGGCAUUUGUUGCCGAUUUCGGACGUGUUGAGCUUUGAGGAGGUGGUGGCGUAUUUGAAUCAGGCUGUUGUUGGGAGGUUGGCUAGGGAGGAGGGGAUGGGGAUGGGGGGUGGGAAGGGGAUGGGGAAUGGGGGGAAGAGGUUGAGGACGUGGCCGGUGUUGGAUGAUUAUGAUGUUGUGAGGGAGAUGGCGGUUGUGAGGGGACGGGUGGUGGGGGGGUUUGGGUUGGGGGUGGAUCGGUUUGGGAUGUUGAGGGAUCGGUUGAGGGAUUGA